Asterias rubens (European starfish) is the source of this 1285-nucleotide messenger RNA. RefSeq names its product B9 domain-containing protein 2-like. Gene Ontology annotation, cellular component: MKS complex. The record is from RefSeq and is a predicted model, not a curated record. The coding region runs from base 163 to 687 and encodes 174 amino acids. Lineage: Eukaryota; Metazoa; Echinodermata; Asteroidea; Forcipulatida; Asteriidae. Gene Ontology annotation, biological process: cilium assembly. The transcript is spliced from 4 exons.
ACAGCCACCAGAAGGUAAAACUCCAACUUAUUACAUGUAUAUCCCACCCAUUAUUCUGCAUAGUUAUAAAGUUAAUAAAGGUCCAUGAUUAGAGAAAUGUAGCGGAAUAACGCCGUUUGUAUGUUGAGCAUUUUCACCCGAUGAUGUAAUGAGCUAGACAGUAUGGCAGAGGUUCAUGUUAUUGGUGAGAUCAUCGGAGCAAGUGGAUUUCCAAACCAUAGUCUUUUUUGUAAAUGGGGAAUACAUGCAGGUGGUGCAUGGAAAGUAAUAGCUGGAGCUAGAGAGGGGCAGACCCAGGUAGACCUCCCUCAGAAUGAGGCUUUCGCUGCCUGGAGUCAUCCUAUCGACAUUCAUUUUGCCACCAAGGGUCUUCAAGGAUGGCCAAAGCUGAAGUUUGAAGUGUACCAUCAGGAUGACUAUGGACGCAAUGAACUCUAUGGGUACGGCUUCUGCCAUCUGCCUACAUCCCCAGGCACGCACAACAUUGAAUGUGUUACAUGGCGUCCCACAGGCACCUCCAGGGAGCAGAUAUCGCAGUUCUUCAUCGGGGGUGCCCCCCAGCUACGCAAUCCUGACCUGGUGCACAGCGCUGAACGAUAUGCUUUGAGCACUUCGGCGAUGGGAAAAGUCCACUUGCAGCUCGGCAUUAUCUUCAGGAACUUUGACCGGUACGGUGUGGAGUGCUAGGGAUUGAAGGAGCACUCUCACCCAGUAAAGAUAUAUCCACUCGGACCUGGAAUUACACAAAGGCCAAGGAGGUCAUGGCCACUGUUGCCCAUGGUCUUGACCUUGGUGCCCCUUCAAAAAUUUCCCAUUGACUUUAAGAAUUUCAAAUGGAAGUGCCCUUUGCAAAAUAAACUUGCCCUUUCAAAAUGUUUAAAAAUGAAACUCUAGGCCUGAUGACUGUUAUUAGCAAGAUCUGAGGAAUUGGAUUCACUUUUGGAGGUGAAUUUUAGAGAUGAAAGGCUAAUGAAGCAUGGACUUCAUCAUCAUCAUUUGGACCUCGGUCGACCAUCAUCAUUCUUGAUAAAGACAGUUAGUGGUGUAACUACCUGGCAGCAAGCAAGUUCUUCAGACAUUUUUGUAGUUCAUGAGGGUUUUUUUAACUCAUAGACACUUUGGAACUACUGUGCUUGCCAGUAGAGAAAUCACCUAACAUCACAAGGCCAGACAGCCACUUCAAAGUAAGGGCCACACUACGGAUUUACAGUAAAACAAUCAAACGGUUCCAAAACCAAAGGCACACUUUUAAAGGAACACGUUGCCUUGGAACGGACGAGUUGGU